Messenger RNA from Exophiala dermatitidis NIH/UT8656, 309 nucleotides. Its product is annotated as glutaredoxin 3. Gene Ontology annotation, molecular function: glutathione disulfide oxidoreductase activity. NCBI's taxonomy places the organism in Eukaryota, Fungi, Ascomycota, Eurotiomycetes, Chaetothyriales, Herpotrichiellaceae. Gene Ontology annotation, cellular component: cytoplasm; nucleus. The record is from RefSeq and is a predicted model, not a curated record. The coding region runs from base 1 to 309 and encodes 102 amino acids. Gene Ontology annotation, biological process: cellular response to oxidative stress. The transcript has 2 exons.
AUGUCGGCCGCAAAGCAAAAGGCGCAGCAGAUCAUCGAGCAGAACCCGGCCGUGGUGUUCAGCAAGUCGUACUGCCCGUACUGCCGCGCCACCAAGAGCCUGCUGAAUGAGAAACAUGCAAAGUAUUACUUGUUGGAGUUGGACGAAGUUGAGGACGGUGCAGCCAUCCAAGACGCACUGGAAGAAAUCACCGGCCAGCGCAGCGUGCCCAACAUCUUCAUUGGCCAAAAGCACAUUGGCGGGAACUCGGACCUGCAGUCCCGAAAGGGCGAGUUGGAUUCGUUGUUGAAGAGUGCUGGUGCGGUUUAA